GGAUGCAAAGGCUGUUGCUUGCUUCUAAUAGCGGAUAAGCAAAAGUGCGAGAACUGGAAAUAAGAAGGAUAAGCUCUCAACCACAAAAUCCUGAGAAUAAUAGCUUUUACGACUUCUUCCCACUUCACUCAACAAUGGCUUCCUUGCAAAAUUCACCUUCACUCUAUCACACAUUGUCUUCCAACUCUUUUCCCCAGAUGGGACUACAGAGGUAUCGUAGUUCGUUUCCUUGCUGUAGAAGAGGGUUUUCGUUUAUUGUUCGUGCUGAGCAAUCAUGGGCUCUUUCUCAAGUUAAAUCCAGGAGACGCCAACUGAUAGCAGUCAGUGUGAUUGCCCCUUGGGUUUCUCUGUUUAACCAAACUUCUUCAUCAUUUGCUGCAGAAACUAAAAAGGGGUUUCUCUUAGUAACAGACAAGAAGGAUGGAUACUCAUUCCUCUAUCCAUUUGGAUGGCAGGAAGUUGUCAUUGAAGGUCAAGACAAGGUCUUUAAAGAUGUCAUUGAGCCAUUAGAAAAUGUCAGUGUAAAUAUGUUCCCAACAACCAAACAAGAUAUUCGAGACUUUGGACCCCCACAACAGGUUGCUGAAACAUUGAUCAAAAAGGUUUUAGCCCCUCCAUCCCAGAAAACAAAACUAAUUGAGGCAUCUCAGCAUGAUGUUGAUGGAAAAGCUUAUUACACCUUUGAGUUUGUUGCUCAGGCUCCCAAUUAUACUCGCCAUGCUCUUAGUACAAUUUCCAUUGGCAAUGGUAAAUUCUAUACACUGACCACAGGGGCCAAUGAGAGGAGGUGGGACAAAAUGAAAGAUAAAUUGCACACAGUCAUUGAUUCCUUUUCAGUGUUUAAUGUAGUCGGUUAAGCUCCAUAAUCUGAUUCAGUUAAUCUUCUAUACGUGAAGCACCAUUGUGCAUUUUCCAGAUCUUACAAGUCUUAUUUUCUCAUCACCAAGUACGCUUCUUCAUUUUUUCCCCCCCCCUUUUUUCGCAGAGCUUUGUCUUUUUUGGGAAACAACUUCCCCCUUCAACGUUGUAGUGAUGUAAUUGUUAUUUGUUUAUAGUACUGUGAAGUCGAGUUGAAGCAAAAACAUUUUUCUUUCUGAACUGGAAAUUGGAGAUUGAGAGAGUAGAAUUUCAGACCUCUCAGAUUUAUUCA
This is a messenger RNA of Manihot esculenta (cassava), 1150 nucleotides long. RefSeq names its product psbP-like protein 1, chloroplastic. The record is from RefSeq and is a predicted model, not a curated record. Gene Ontology annotation, cellular component: extrinsic component of membrane; photosystem II oxygen evolving complex; photosystem II. Gene Ontology annotation, molecular function: calcium ion binding. The coding region runs from base 135 to 857 and encodes 240 amino acids. The transcript has 8 exons. Gene Ontology annotation, biological process: photosynthesis. NCBI's taxonomy places the organism in Eukaryota, Viridiplantae, Streptophyta, Magnoliopsida, Malpighiales, Euphorbiaceae.